Messenger RNA from Esox lucius (northern pike), 1615 nucleotides. It is a transcript of the gene rnf151, whose product is annotated as ring finger protein 151. Gene Ontology annotation, biological process: positive regulation of JNK cascade; regulation of canonical NF-kappaB signal transduction. Gene Ontology annotation, cellular component: plasma membrane signaling receptor complex. NCBI's taxonomy places the organism in Eukaryota, Metazoa, Chordata, Actinopteri, Esociformes, Esocidae. The transcript is spliced from 5 exons. The record is from RefSeq and is a predicted model, not a curated record. Gene Ontology annotation, molecular function: zinc ion binding. Bases 667 to 1401 code for a protein of 244 amino acids.
UAAAAAGAUUCAUACAGAAACCAUUUUCUAAACCUUGCCUCUAAUGAAAAAAGCUAACGCCACUGACACUGAAAAAGUAGUCAAGUAGAAAGUCCAUAAUUAAAGCUACUCAUUAUUAAAUAAACCCUGAUUUCUAAAAUGGGCCCAAUUAUGGUAGCCCACUCGCUCAGUGUGGCUGUCAGUCAAAGGGGUAGCUAGAUGUUGCUGUUUGGUUUGGAAGCUCUAGAGCCAGCCUCCAUUCAAAACAGGCUUCUAUUUCCAUGGCAACUCUCCCUGUCAAAACAGUAAAACCUGGAGGGUACCAAAAAGAGGGAGAGAAGAGAGAGAGUAAAAUAACUCUGGUGGUUAGUCACUUUGUCUGGAUGUUAUCAUGAGUUUCCAGCUGAACAGUAACCACUAUAGUGUGGGCCCUAGAACUUCAGAGAAGAUGAAUGACACAGAUCUUUACCACUGGGAUGCUGAAUGAUUACUGGUCAAAUGAUCAUCCUGUCUUAUUUCUAGGGGGUUUUACCAGUGUAUUGUUGUUGCACGCAGGACUGUUUGUUUUGCAUGUGGUUUUAUUGUUGAAAUGUCGGCUGGUCUGACCUAACCAAAGGGUGUGAUGGGCUGAACUGUGGGAAUGAAAACAGUAGCAACUCAUGACAAUUGACCACAGAACAGUGAAAUAUGAGUGGGGGUUACGAUGUGGAACUGUUUGUGGACGGUCCAGACUAUGACCUGCUGUGCACCAUCUGUAGAUGUGUCUUGAGGUGUCCUGUCAGAGUGGCUUGUAACCAUGUUUUCUGCAAGACCUGCAUCCUACAGUGGCUCCGGAGACAGGAGACUUGCCCCUGCUGUAGGAAACCUAUCAAUCCCAGUUGUAUGUUUGUCAUGUACAAGCUUAGCAAAACCAUCAGUCGCCUCAGGAUUAAGUGUAAUAACGAAGGCUGCUUGGCCACCUUCCCUCUGUCUGAGGAGUUCCUUCAUAGUUCCUCCUGCCAGUUCCAGAGGGUACCAUGUCCCCACCAGGGCUGUGGUUCAUUAGUACCCCGGUCUGCCCUGGAGGUCCACUCACAGCACUGCCAACACUGGAGCCAGCUCUGCCCUCUGGGCUGCGGGACACUACUCACACAGGACAUCCAACCCCAGCACAACUGCUACAGACAGCUGAGGCAGCAGGUGGAGGCCCAGAGGCAGAGCCACAGAGCAAUCGCUGGCGCCCUCCGAAGGAAGAUGAGGAGAAUGCAGAACGCCAUGACACACGUCAGGAGGCAGGUGGCACUCAUCUGUGAGAGCCUAGAGGUCAUGGGAGAGGGUCAGGAGGGGGAGGAUGAGGAGGUAGAGGGGGAGGUGUAUGAGGGAUAUGUAGAGGGGGACACCACGGGGGAGAGCAACGCCAGCAGUAGCAGUAGCAGCUCCUAAGCAGGAAUCAGGGUUUGAUUUGGGGAUUAAUUAUGGUUUAUAUUAUAUAAUACUUUUUAUAUAAAAGUCUGUUCAUGCAGAAAUGUGUAAUUAAAAGGGGUUUGAAAUUGUUAAUUUAAUUUUGGUGGAUUUUGUAAAGGCUGCAGAUGUAUUCUUCUAUUCUCUUUUAUUUUUGCAACAUUUCUAUUAGACUGAUUGUUGUAUUUAAGCAAAU